UCAGCAAUGGACAAAACUCCCCAAGAUCCAAAACCCGCCACCGCCACCGCCACCGCCGCCGUCGACGGCGUUUCAGCCGGAAAGACGAAGCAAAUGUGGGACUGCGGAAGCUCUCUCUACGACUCAUUCGAGCUGAGGUCAUUCGAGCGCCAGCUCAACUCAGCUAUAGAUUCUAGAAGCUUCUCGAUGCCCCAUUUACCCGAAAACCGCAGCCGCCGGACCAUACAGCUUCAUCCGCCGCCGCCUAAGGGAGCGCACUCGUCUCCGUCGUCCAAGAUUUCUCGGUCCUUCCAGAAGCUUCUGAAAUCUGUUUUCCGGCACAAACCAGCUGCCGUCGACGGUAACGGUGGCGCUAAGCAGCAGCGCCAGCAGCAGUUCCGAGUCUCGGAGGCGUCACGGAGCGGGUUGCUCAAGGCCAUUUGUGAGAAUUCCGAUGACGUGCCAGAGCGUUUGACGAUUCCGGAGGUCCCGGAGUACGAUAUGCUCUCGCCGGAGAUCAGAUCGUUGGUGCGGCGGACACCGUCCGAGCGGUUUAUGGCUUCUUCUAGUAUUGGUAUUUCAUGCGCUUAAUAAAUAUGGAGUAACACUAGUGAUAAUAAAAGCGGUCUCUGAUCGAGUCUCUAAUACAAGACGUUUCGAGUUCGAAACUCUCUCUUACCUAUAGAGUAAAUAAAGAAAAAAGGGAAAGUAUAUUUUGUGUUAAUUUGGUACAGAAUAUGUAAAUUUUUAUGUCUAAAGCUAAUUUAUAAUGUCCCAGCAAAUAUAUACUACGUACUUAAUUAUGGAGUGUUAUAAGCUAUUAAUAGUAUAUAAAUUGUCCUAAAUAGGAUUAAAAACGUUUUGAAAUUCGAAAAUGAGACUUUCAUGUUUUUAUUCUCAUAAUAGGAGUAAUUCUAACAAGUUUGAGAAAAAAAUGUUCAUGCUUAAACCCUAGUAAUGCCAAACUUGGCAGAAAUUUACUCGUGUUCGGGGAAUAAAAAUAUGAUAGUCCUAUUUUAGAAUUUAAAAACUUUUUUACUCCCAUGUAGGAAAUUUUCUCUUUUAAUAGUAUCAUGUGUUUGGUUUAGUGAUAGAGGUGUCUAUAAAUGCAUUCAAGUGUCCGUUUUAUUUCUAUAUAAGGAACAAUUUUGUUUUGAAAUAUUUUCAUUCAACCACUUACAUCACUCUCCAGUCUCCAUAGUGUUUAGACAGUUUAAAUCAAAAUAUGUAAUAGGAGUGUGUAAUAAAUGGUAUACAUGGAGUUAUUUGUGAUUCAAAUUUAGUAAUUAAUUAUUACACUCCGUACGCAACAAGUUUGGUUCAGGUAUAAAUGAUCAUAAAUGUGUAUAAAUGAAUUGUUUUAGAUAUAUAAUUAUAAAUGCAUCAAAUCAAAUGAUAAUAUUAAAAUACAGCGAAAUUAUGGGAAUGCAUGUGAGGGGUAAUGUAAGUGUAAAUCAGUGAUGGUUAGUGGUCGAUGAACGACAAGAUUGUAAAAAGGUUGUAGCUAUUACACUUCUGUUUGAUACUCCGAAUAAACAAUUAAUUAAUGUUAAUUAUAAAUGAUAAAUGUUGGAAAACAAUAAAAGAGGUCUAAUAUGUUAUUAAUUAAAAUGUGUUUACCAUCAGAUAAAUAAUACAUGGCUAUUCAUGAAAUAAUAAAAGUGUAGAUACCAGGAUAAUAUAUUUGUUUUGGUGACGAGUCAAAUUAAAUAUAUUACACUGAAGUGAUACAACGGUUAUGACCCCCGGUGCGUGUAAAUUAAGAGAUAACAAUAAAGAUAUUGUAACGGAAAAUAGCCUAAUAAAUUGUUCUAAAUAUUACCAUAAUUGUUGUAAUAAUUAAGGAGUUAUUAGAAUAUUAAGGGGCCAACCGUUACAACAUUAAACUAGUCCUAUAAAUAUCUCAUCUAUUGUGUGGGACUAGAGAUAAUCUCAUACAGUACAUAGCACUGGAAGGUUAGGCCGAUCAAUCGUGUUGGAUUCCGGGUCUUCUUAAAGUGUUAAUGCAAAUGAAUUCUCAAGGUAUUGUUCUAAUUUUAGUUCAUACAUAUUUGAUUUCAUUGAUUUAUAUGGAUUUAGCUAUUAUAUAUAUAUAUAUAUAUAUAUAUAUAUAUAUAUAUAUAUAUAUAUAUAUAUAUAUAUAUAUAUAUAUAUAUAUCACAUAUGGAGUUUUGUUGAUAUAUGUAUGAAUAUUCAACAAUUGGUAUCAGAGUCUACCAUUAUAGAUCCAUGGAAUUGUUUUUUUGAUUCCAUACGUGUGUUCAUCGUGUUGUCUGGAAUUUGUUUUUUUAUUGGAGUCUUGUGCGGCAUGUUAUUAUUGAUUAUUAAGUGAUGAAUUAGUGAGGUUUUUUGUCGAUUCAUUUAUCAAGAAUAUCACUGCUUCAAUUUUUGUCCUCUGCCAGAUUCAUAUUCGCAUGAAACAUUGUAUCAUUUUUCGUUGGGUGUUUGAUUAAGCGAUCGGAUGAAAUCGAUUCAUGUCGUCUGAUUUUUUCGGUGCAUGUUGAUCCAUAAUUAAAUGCUUCAUUUGUUCUAAUCGAUCCCACGUUUUCUGUUUCAUGCAUUGAUCGCAUUUUUUUAUUAAUGCCUCUGCGAUUUUGCAUUGACAUAAUACUCCGUAUUACUGUGGUUUUAAAUCAAUACUUUAACAUAUAUGAAAAUAUGGUGCUCAAAGAUAAUCAAGUGGCAUCCGUUUUCUUUUAUGCUCAAAAGUCUCUUGCCAUGCCAUUGAGUUGUGUGCCUGGAUAAAAUCUUGAUAUUUAAAGUUUGUUUUUCAUUAAUUUGAUCAUACAAUAUUAUGAAUUACUGCUGAACUAUUGAUUUUUAAACCGGCUAGCAAUUUUUUAAGUUUGAUUAAUUUCAUGCUAUAAUUAUUAUCAAACAUUGUGAAUCAAAUUGCCGCUGAUCAUGUACAUUUAUAUGAUUGCCGUAAGCCAAUUUUUAAAGAAGUAUUGCGGUAAGAAUUUUUGAACUGUGAUGAAAUUGUAAAAUAAAAGGAGUUUAAUAUUUAAAUGGGUAUAUAGAAAUAAUAUGUCACCAAAGUGAUCCUAUUAUGUAAGUUGCUCAUAUGAAAUAUUAAACAUAGUAUAUACUUUGUAUAUAGUUCAAGUAAAUAUUAAUCGGCCCAAAUGAAGAUUAAUAUUUUAUCAAGAUAUAUAUAUAUAUAUAUAUAUAUAUAUAUAUAUAUACACAUUUUGGUAAUAAUAAAUAUAUAACAAUUAUAAGGCUGCACUUAAAAAAAAAUCAACCCAAAGGUGUAUUUUUCUUUUAUAUGUAUUAUUGUUAUAUUUUAUUGUUACAACAAGAGUACCACUAGCAAUUAGUAUUAUUGUCCAAAGAUGAAAUAUUAAUGGUGCAUUUGGUAUCUUGUGAUGGGUUAAAAACAUUUUACAAUUUCACUAAAAUAUAUGUUUAUUGUCUUGUUAUUUCUACAGUUAUUUUUCGAGCAUAUCUGUCAAUCUCAACUCCAUCCCUGUCCUAAAUGGUACUAACUUUAAGGAAUGGAAAGAAAAUAUUCUAAUAACUUUGGGCUGCAUGGAUCUUGACUUAGCAUUAAGGGUAGAGCAACCUGCUUCUCUUACGGAUGGUAGUACCCAAGAUGAAAAAAGGUACUAUGAGAAGUGGGAUCGCUCGAAUCGCUUAAGUCUUAUGAUCAUAAAGCGUGGCAUUCCAGAAUCUUUUAGGGGUGUUGUAUCCGAUGAGGUUACUAAUGCCAAUGAUUUCAUUUCUGAAAUUGAGAAACGUUUUGUUAAAAGCGAUAAGGCGGAAAUAAGCAUGUUAUUAAAAGACUUUACUUCCAAAAGGUAUUCAGGAAAAGAAAAUAUAAGUGAGUAUAUUAUGGAAAUGUCUUAUAUUGUUUCUAGGCUCAAGACACUUAAGAUUGAGAUAUCGGAAGAUGUUCUCGUACACAUAGUCUUGAACUCUCUUCCUAUUGCAUUUGAUCCUUUUAAGGUUAGUUAUAAUUGCCAAAAGGAGAAGUGGUCUCUUAAUGAGCUCAUUUCAUAUUGCGUGCAAGAGGAAGAGAGGAUGAAACAAAAUAAGACAGAAAGUGCUCACUUGGCUAGUACCUCUAAGGAUAAGAGUAAAAAGAGGAAGAGAACUCCCAUUAAGAAUGAAGGUGCUAAAGAUCCAGUACAGAAGAAACAUAAGGAAGGUGAAACAACUUGUUUCUUCUGUAAAAAGUCUGGACACAUGAAGAAGGAUUGUACCAAGUAUCACGCUUGGAAAGUGAAGAAAGGGUUGUCUGAGCCACUGCAAGCCCAAUGAUGCUGAAAGAUGCGUCUAUGUGGGAGAUGGCAAAGCAGUGGAUGUGGAGGCUAUUGGACAUUUUAGAUUGUUAUUGUCUACUGGUUUCUAUUUGGAUUUAAAAGACACUUUUGUUGUUCCAUCAUUUAGGCGGAAUUUGGUUUCUGUUUCUUAUUUGGACAAAUUAGGUUAUCAUUGUUCUUUUGGAAACUUCCGAUUUAAUUUGUCUUUAAAUUCAAGUAAUGUGGGGGCUGGUUCUUUUAUGUCAUAUGACAAUCUUUACAUGCUUGAAACAAUAACUUCAUAUAAUAAUGUUUUGAAUACUGACACCCGAGGCACUAAGCGAAAGGUUGAUAAUGCACAAUCUGGUUUUUUAUGGCACAAACGAUUAGGUCACAUCUCUAAAAAUAGAGUUGAACGUCUUGUGUCUGAUGGAACACUUGAUUCCAUUGAUUUUUCUGAUUUCAAUACUUGUAUUGAGUGCAUUAAAGGAAAACAAACCAAAAAUAAGAAUAAAGGAGCAUAUAGAGCUACAGAUGUCUUAGAAUUAAUACACUAAUAUUUGUGGGCCAUUUCCUACUCCUUCAUGGAAUGGUCAACAAUAUUUUGUGUCAUUCAUAGACGAUUACUCUAGAUAUGCUUACUUAUUUCUUAUACAUGAAAAGUCUCAAGUCUUGGACGUGUUUAAAUCUUACAAAGCGGAAGUUGAGAAUCAACUCAACAAACGCAUAAAGAAAGUCAAAUCCGACCGUGGGGGUGAAUACUAUGGAAGGUAUAAUGGCUCAGGUGAACAACGCCUAGGGCCUUUUGCCAAAUUUCUAGAGGAAUGUGGGAUUGUCCCUCAAUACACCAUGCCGGGUUCACCUAGCAUGAAUGGUGUAGCUGAGAGACGUAAUAGAACCCUUAAAGAAAUGCUAAGAAGUAUGAUUUCUCAUUCUAUCUUACCGGAAUCCCUCUGGGGUGAGGCAUUAAAGACCGCAACUUACAUUCUUAAUCGAGUGCCAACUAAAGCAACUACUAAAACACCUUAUGAGCUUUGGACGGGUAAAAAGCCUAGUUUAAAGCAUUUUCAUGUUUGGGAUUGUCCAGCUGAGGCAAAGCCGUAUAGGCCACAUGAAAAGAAACUGGAACCCAAAACAGUUAGUAGUUACUUUAUUGGUUACUCGGAACGAUCUAGGGGAUAUAAAUUUUAUAAUCCUGAGGAUAAAAAUAUUUUUGAAACGGGAACUGCCAUAUUUUUCGAGGAUGUUGAGUUUGGGGGUAAGAAUAAAGUUAGUGAUAUUGUCUUUGAGGAAGAAUUGAUUUCAAUACCUAAACCAAUUCAUAUGGAUGUUUCUUUUGAAACUAAUGAGGAACCUCAACAAGGCAUUAUUUCAUCUUCUCCUUUCCAAACUGAACAAAUUGUUCAAAAUGAACAAACUCAACUUCCUCUAGAACAAGUGCAAAAAGAAGAUGUUCCAUUGCGGCGAUCCACUAGAGAAAGGAGAUACGCAAUUCCAAGUGAUUAUGUUGUAUAUCUCCAAGAACAUGUGUCAAGCAUGGAUACAAUGAACGAUGUCCUUGUGUUUAUUCCAGAACAUGAGGAAGAAAAUGGUGUUAUGGAAGAUGAUCCAAUCAACUUCCAUCAAGCCAUGAAAAGUUCAAAUGCUCAAAAAUGGAUUGUUGCAAUGAAUGAGGACUAUAAAUCUAUGCAAGACAAUAAAGUUUGGGAACUCGUCCCAUUAUCUGAAGGUUGUAAACCCCUUGGUUGUAAAUGGAUUUUUAAAACCAAAAGGGAUUCAAGGGGUAAUGUGGAGAGAUAUAAAGCUCGUCUUGUAGUUAAAGUUUAUACUCAAAAGGAAGGAAUUGAUUAUAAAGAGACCUUUUCUCCGGUUUCAUCAAAGGACUCUUUUAGAAUCAUUAUGGCUUUAGUUGCACAUUUUAAUUUAGAGCUUCAUCAGAUGGAUGUUAAGACAGCGUUUCUCAAUGGUGACAUUGAUGAAACUAUUUAUAUGGUGCAACCAGAAAAUUUUGUGAUAGGAGAUCCCAAACAAAUGGUUUGCAAAUUAACAAAAUCCAUCUAUGGGCUAAAACAGGCUUCUCGUCAAUGGUAUCACAAAUUUCAUCAAGUCAUUUUAUCCUUUGGUUUUAAGAUGAAUGAUGUAGAUGAUUGUGUAUAUCAUAAGUUCAGUGGGAGUAAUUUUUUUUUCUUGGUCUUAUAUGUUGAUGACAUUCUUCUUGCCACCAAUGACAUAGGCAUGUUGCAUGAAACCAAGAGAUUUCUAUCAAAAUAUUUUGAAAUGAAAGAUCUUGGUGAAGCCUCCUUUGUAUUAGGAAUUGAAAUCCUUCGUGAGAGAUCACAAGGAAUCUUAAGGUUAUCACAAAGGAACUAUGUCGAUAAGGUGCUUAAAAGAUUUGGCAUGGAAGAUUGUAGACCGGGUGAUACCCCUGUCUCUAAAGGAGACAAGUUUAGUCUCGAUCAGUUCCCUAAACCAAACCUGGAAAUUCAAGAAAUGAAAAAGAUUCCCUACGCAUCUGUUGUAGGAAGUCUUAUGUAUGCCCAAGUUUGUACGCGUCCGGAUAUUGCAUACAUUGUUGGGAUGCUAGGCAGAUAUCUCAGUAAUCCAGGAAUGGCUCAUUGGGUGGCGGCCAAAAGAGUUAUGAGAUACUUGAAGAGAACAAUGGACUAUAUGCUUACACAUAGAAAAUCAGAUCAUUUGGAGGUCGUUGGAUACUCUGAUUUUGCUGGCUGCAAAGACACUAGUAGAUCUACUUCAGGUUAUCUUGGAAAAGUGUUAAGCAAGAUAUGAUAGCUACCUCAACUAUGGAGGCAGAGUUGUUGGCCUGUUUUGAAGCUUCAAACCACAGAAUAUGGAUGCGUAAUUUUAUUGAUGGACUAAAAAUAUUAAAUGAAGUACCAAAGCCUAUCAAGAUAUUUUGUGACAACAAUUCUACGGUGCUUUACUCUAACAACAACAAGAGCUCGAGUAAGACAAAACACAUUGAAGUGAAAUAUCGAGCUAUUAAAGAAAGGAUUCAGAAUAAAAGGGUCACUAUUGAACAUAUAAGUACAAACUCCAUGCUAGUGGAUCCUUUAACCAAGGGUCACCCACCAAAAGUUUUUCAUGAGCACACUGCUCACUUGGGAGUCAUUGAUUUUAAGGAACAUCGAGUUUAGUGGGAGUUUAUAAGUUAUGUUUGAUGUAUUUGUUUUCUGAUCAGAAUAAAGUUAGACAUUUGGUGUAUUCUGAACAAUUAAGUUAUUAAAGUUUAAAGUUUAUUAAAGAAGGGUCAGUUGAAAAUUGACAUGUACACAUGCCACAUUUCAUGUAAUUUUCAUGCUACACAUUUCAUGAUUGAUCUAUGUCAUUAUGUUAUAUUGAUAUUAGUAAUCAUUGAUGGUAUAGUUAUGUUUAACAUAACAAAAUGCUGCAAUGGUUCUAUACUAGUGUGACUGAUGGACCAGAUUGUUUAAGGAUGUUGUUUUAUAUGAUGGUAUUUUUGAGCUCAUAAAGAUAACACAUUUUAUUAAGAAUUACAUAUAAGGCCCAGUGGGAGAUUGUUGGAAAACAAUAAAAGGGGCCUAAUAUGUCGUUAAUUAAAAUGUGUUUACCAUCAGAUAAAUAAUACAGUGGCUAUUCAUGAAAUAAUAAAAGUGUAGAUACCAGGAUAAUAUAUUUCUUUUGGUGACGAGUCAAAUUAAAUAUAUUACACUGAAGUGAUACAACGGUUAUGACCCCCGGUGCGUGUAAAUUAAGAGAUAACAGUAAAGAUAUUGUAACGGAAAAUGGUCUAAUAAAUUGUUCUAAAUAUUACCAUAAUUGUUGUAAUAAUUAAGGAGUUAUUAGAAUAUUAAGGGGCCAACCGUUACAACAUUAAACUAGUCCUAUAAAUAUCCCAUCUAUUGUGUGGGACUAGAGAUAAUCUCAUACGGUACAUAGCACUGGAAGGUUAGGCCGAUCAAUCGUGUUGGAUUCCGGGUCUUCUUAAAGUGUUAAUGCAAAUGAAUUCUCAAGGUAUUGUUCUAAUUUUAGUUCAUACAUAUUUGAUUUCAUGGAUUUAUAUGGAUUUAGC
Molecule: messenger RNA, 8274 nt
Organism: Cuscuta europaea
Lineage: Eukaryota; Viridiplantae; Streptophyta; Magnoliopsida; Solanales; Convolvulaceae
Source: the annotation of a GenBank genome assembly